Lucilia sericata (common green bottle fly) is the source of this 3448-nucleotide messenger RNA. RefSeq names its product protein gone early (gene goe). Gene Ontology annotation, molecular function: metalloendopeptidase activity. NCBI's taxonomy places the organism in Eukaryota, Metazoa, Arthropoda, Insecta, Diptera, Calliphoridae. Gene Ontology annotation, cellular component: plasma membrane. The record is from RefSeq and is a predicted model, not a curated record. Gene Ontology annotation, biological process: protein processing.
CAAACAGUUUUCAGUGGUUGAUCAACCAAUAAUGACGUGUUAAACGGUAGAAUUUUUAUAAAAGAAAACGAAACGUCAAGAGUGUGAAUGUGUUUGUGUUAAAAAUAAAUAUAAUAGUUAAACAUAACAAGAAAUAACAACAAAAAAUAAAAGUAAAUAAAAUAUUAAAUUGUGUUUGAAUGAAAAAUACGAGAAUAAUACAAAAAAUUAACAAGUGCUCAACCACAUUUUAAUAUGAUCUUUAACAAAUAUUCACAAAACAACAAUAAUAGUAAAUAAAAUAAAGAUAUUAACAUAGUAUUAUUAAUUACUGCUUCAUUAUUAUUUGAAAUAUUUCCAAUUAUUUUACUACGCAAUCAAAAUGUGUUAAUUGCAGCAUCUAAUCAAAAUUAUGGUAAAAAUGUCUAAAACUACGAAUAAAUAAAUAUUGUAAAUUAAAAAGUAGUGUGUAAUGAAACAAAUGCAAUAGGAGAAAUGCAAAAAAGCAACAAUUGCAAAAAAGCAAAACCAAAAAUAAGAGAAUUUUAAAAAGUGAAUGAAAAAACGAAAAAAGAAAGUCAGUAUCAAAGUGCAGACAGCAAGAAUACCAUAGUGUUUGUUGGGGUGUAAUUGAGUAGUCUUCGAAUACGAUUCAAAAAUAAAAACAAUUGAUAUAAACAAAUAGUUGUAAUACAAAACAAGUUAAUAAUAAGUGGAUUAUUUAAAUAUUUUUGGAUAUCUGUAGAGAAUAGAAAGAUCAGUUUUAAUUUAGAAACUAAUUAUUCUAAACAAAAUAUGUACAAUAUUUUAUGAAAAUAAAACAAUAAAUGCAUUAGUAGUAAUAUUUUAUACAAUAUGAAUUCGAAUCAAGGGAAAUUUCGACCUACCAUAAGUGCAAUUGAUGAAGUUGAUGACCGGAAUUUAAAGUUGGAUGAUGCAAAACAGCAAAUAGAAGGCAGUGAAACGGCGCCAUUAACGACAAAUCAAUUAAAAUUAAACAUAGAUCAAAAUGUAGGAGUUCCCAAAGAUCUAGAAUCACAAAACGAUCGGCAUGAUAACGAUGUUCAAGCGGAAACACCGAUUUCGGGUGGUCCCGGUUCAGUGAAUGGCUUUAGAGGUCGUAUGUCAUUCGAUGCCUUAAUGAGAUUAUCUCGGAAAAGACGUAUUAUGUAUGUAACCACAGCAUGUCUGUGUGCUGUUCUGCUGAUAAUCAUUAUAAUGAUGAUUGCAUUUUGGCCAGAAGUGCCAUUUUAUCUUAAGGCUGAAUUAUGUUUAGAAAAGGAGUGUGUUCAUUCAAGUCAACAGAUCUUGCUGUGGUCUAAUACUUCUAAGAAUCCUUGUCACGAUACUUAUCAAUGGGCUUGUGGCAAUUUUGACAAAGAAUUUGCUGAAAACGAUUAUUAUGUAAUCAAAAAAGGGGAGUGGAAUUACAAGACUUACAACGAAUAUCAAGAAUUAAACGAAUUAAAUCGUUUUAUAUCAAUGUUGCCUACGUCAUCGGUCUCAUAUUCAGUAGAAUCAAUGGUUACAAGUCUAUAUCGAUCCUGUAGAGAAAUCGAUACUCUAGAUAAAUCACAAUCAGACUUGUUGCUUAAAAAAGCUAUAAAUUCUGUGGAUGGUUGGCAAGCUUUUAGAGAUUUUAAUCGUUUACAAUAUUGGGAAUACAAAAAGGCGUUGGUACAUUUACAGGCGGCUUAUGGAAUAUUUCCAUACUACAAAGUUGCUGUAGAAAAUCGAUUCAAUAAACCUCAUGACUAUAUAAUAACUUUGGACGAAGGAGAAAUUGGUUUACCGGAUCAAUAUUUCUACAAUCGCGAUCAAAAUGAUGAGAUUGUUCGUGCCUACGUUUUGCUACUACGUGAUUUCGCUAUUAAUAUGGGCAUUGUUUCCGGUGAAGCAGACCUAUUUGCAGAUGAAGUAUUCCAUUAUGAGAAACGAAUUGUGAACCAUAUUAAUCUUGUUAGAUCGUCGUCAAAGGAAAGAGUUUUGAAUGAAAUAAAAACAUUAGCUGAAAUGAAAACAAUUGCACCAUCGCUUCCGAUUUUGGAAACAUUACAAGCUCUCUUUCCUCAUACAAAAAUAACCGAGGAAACUGAAAUCUUAGUAAAAGAUGUGGAGUUUUUCCAUCAAAUCUCAACAGUGGUAGCUACAUCAGAUAAAAAACCCAUAAAUAAUUUUAUUAUUUGGUCAAUGGCCCGCCAUUUGCUGCCACAUUUGUCGAAGGAAUAUCGGAAUUUGGUAGAAACAUUUGAUCAUGCAAUAUAUGGACGCACGGCAACGUAUCCCAGAUGGAUGAUUUGUACUAAAAUUGUUAAAGAAUGGUUACCAUUUGCAGUUGAUUUUUUGCAACAAAAUAAAGAACUAGAAAAGUUUACUACCAGAUUGUCAAAUUAUAGAAAAUCAUCUUCCUUUAAUAAAUCCAGUAAUAAUGAUGAAUUCCUUAAACUUAUGUAUUAUAGUUUAAGGAAUCAAUUGAAACAAUCUGUUGAUGAGGCCCGGUGGAUAGAUAAGGAUAUUAAACAUUUCAUAAAUGAAAAGCUUACAACUAUGCGUUUGCAAAUUGGUAUACCAGAAGAGGUACUGACAAAUAAAAGUUACAUUAAAGACUAUUAUAAUGAUCUUUUACUAAACAAUCUAUUCUUUGUGGAACAUUUACAAUCUAUAUGGAGUUUCCGUAAGGCGCGCAUGGAAGAGAAACUUAAGGCCUUAAAUAUUAUUGAUACUAUUAUUUCUGAAAUGUAUACGUACAAUGAAUCGCCAUCUGUGGCCUAUUCCAAUAUGCUGAAUAUGUUGGUUAUAUCGCGGAGUAUAACAACAUCUGCGUACUAUGACUAUCGUUAUCCAGUUGCUGUUAAUUUCGCGCGCAUUGGUUCCGAUAUACUGGAAGUUCUUAUCGAUAGUAUUUCAACGUUUGUCGAACAAUUUAAAUCCGAUAAUACAGAUGCAUUUUUUAGCAGUUUGAAUUUGGCGAAAGUGGAUGUGGGUUGUAUAACAGCUGAUGAAGAAGAUGCCGAUGAUUUGAAAGAACUUUCUGAACAUGCCUUAAAGAGUUUCCACAUUACACUAAGUUCAGCAAAAAUUACCGCAAAAGCUCUUAGUUCUUUUCUUAACGCCAUCGACAGUUCUUCUCCCAUAAUUGGAGCUUCAUUUGAUCAGGAGCAUACAUACGAGAGUUUACGGCUAACGGAACGCUUACGGUUGCCGGGUUUAAGAUCGUUCAAUGAAAACGAACUUUUUACCUUGGCUUAUAUGCAAAAGCAUUGUAGUACUUUAAUAGCCGAUAAAAAGGAUUAUGCUCGCAUCAAACCCCAUGUGGAACAAAAAUUGGCUGAAAGAUACUUAUUUAACGCCACUUGGAAUCACAUUCAGUUUUUACCACUAUCCACUAGCUGUUCGGUUCCAUCUGUAAGAUGUUCAAAUAUACUCUAAUUAAUUAUUAUAACCCUCCACAUGUACUCUAACCCAAAAG